This is a messenger RNA of Vicia faba (fava bean), 555 nucleotides long. NCBI's taxonomy places the organism in Eukaryota, Viridiplantae, Streptophyta, Magnoliopsida, Fabales, Fabaceae. The record is from the annotation of a GenBank genome assembly.
AUGCAUAAUAUAGGAAAGGACGAUACCAUUUUACAAGUGAUUGAUGCUUAUUUGAAGCCAAAAUGCCACUCAGCUAAUUCAGACUUUGUGCUCAAGGCUCAUUCUCAGUAUCCAUUUCAACGUACUAAGCUCCAUCAUAUAUGCGUUGUAUACUUCGAAUGGCCUUCGGAGAGAACAGAUGGAUAUAUCCUUCCAUGUAUAGCCGAAAGGGAUUUACGACGAUUUGCCAAUUUGCGAUCAACUUCGUCUGAACUUGGGUUGAACCUUCCUUUACAUGAGACUAAGAGAACCAAGAAGGUCGGUAUUGUUGGCAAAUACGGCACCCGAUAUGGUGCUAGUUUGAGGAAGCAAAUUAAGAAGAUGGAAGUCAGUCAGCACAGUAAAUUCUUCUGCGAGUUUUGUGGAAAGUAUGCUGUUAAGAGAAAGGUUGUUGGUAUUUGGGGCUGCAAAGAUUGUGGGAAGGUCAAGGCUGGUGGUGCUUACACUUUGAAUACUGCCAGUGCUGUGACUGUUCAGAGUACCAUCCGAAGGUUGAGGGAGCAGACUGAGAGUUAG